GGUUGGCAGUUCCAAGUCCUGACGUCACACAAAGAGUUUGUUUUUCCCUAAUCAGUGAAUCAUCGAAGCAGCAAAAAUUAUAGUAAAUAGUAGAUACGGAAACUAGCUACAGGUGACAAGAUGUUCUCCAGUGGCCCCAACUACAACAAGCUUAAGACGAAUCUACGCUUAGCGCAGAAUCGUCUUAAAUUGUUGGAAAAAAAGAAGGCGGAGCUGACCCAGAAGUCCCGUAAGGAGAUCGCCGAAUACCUCGCGACGGGUAAAAUAGAGAGGGCACGCAUUAGAGUGGAGCAUAUUAUACGCGAGGAUUACCUGGUGGAGGCUAUGGAAAUUGUUGAGAUGUACUGCGAUCUGCUGCUUGCACGCUUUGGCCUGAUCCAGCAAAUGAAAGAACUGGAUGCUGGCAUAGCCGAACCUGUGUCCAGUUUGGUGUGGGUCUGUCCCCGUUUGCAGAGCGAUAUUGGCGAAUUGAAAGUCAUCUCCGAUAUCUUCAUCCAAAAGUAUGGGCCAGAGUUCGCAGAGCAUGCCCGGACUGCAACUGGCGAACAUUACGUUUCAGAGAAACUGAUGCAUAAGCUGACAUUGCAGGCACCGCCUAAGUUGCUUGUGGAGAACUACUUGAUAGCCAUUGCUAAGAACUACAACAUUGAAUACGAACCAGAUCCACAGGUGAUGCAGGAGCAGGAGAAGCCUGAUCAGCAGCAGCAUCAUCUGAUCGAUUUGUCAGAUCGUAAUAAUCUAAGUGGCGGAGGCGGUGGACCUGCACCACCUCAAAUGGGUUUCAUUGGCUAUCCGCCAAUGCCACAGCUGCCAGAUAUGCCAGCGCCUCCCAGCAGCAAGCCAUUCAAUUAUCCACCUUUCGGUGGUGGUGCUGGAGGAGGUGGAGGAGGAGCAUGUGCUGCUGCAGCUGCAGUGCAGCCGCCGCCUCCAUUCGCAUACAAUAUACCGCCCAAUCAGCCGCCACCAACGACUUCCGCGCAGGGCAAGUGCGCUGAGCAAAAGGAUUUGAAUACGAAUUUCAUCAAUCACGAAAAUAUAACUAAGAAUGAACAAUCGGAUGGCUCUGGCAGUCCGGAUGAAAAUAUUUUGCGCCCCAAACCGCAUAACGAUCCACCGCCACGUUACUCCUCGAUUAAUCCUGUUAAUUUGCAGAAUGCCAAUAAACCGAAACCUCAACCACGCUCAAAGCUGCCACCUGGCGGGCCAGAGCAGCCCAGCGCUCCACCUCCAAUGGACUUGCCUUCGUUGCCCAAUGUACCCAACGAUCUUCCCGAUGUUCCAGGCAGCGAUAAGCCCGAUGAUGAUGAAAUCGAUUUUGAUGAACUGUCACGUCGCUUCGAGAACCUGAAGAAGCGCAAGUGAAGCAAUAGGAUCGCCGCACCGUUUAAUCUUUAUGCAUUCAAAAUUUUGUUAACAUAAAUAACCAACUAUAUAUUUUAUAUACGA
Drosophila navojoa is the source of this 1446-nucleotide messenger RNA. It is a transcript of the gene Ist1, whose product is annotated as increased sodium tolerance 1-like protein. The record is from RefSeq and is a predicted model, not a curated record. NCBI's taxonomy places the organism in Eukaryota, Metazoa, Arthropoda, Insecta, Diptera, Drosophilidae. Gene Ontology annotation, biological process: protein transport.